AUGCGUCUGACUAACGCACUUCUACGGCAGCAUAUUGAUUUCUUUUUCAAGAAGCAUUGGCUUCGACAAGGAAAACGAGUGCCGAACAGCACUGGAGCCGAGGAAGAAUUAGUCGCUCGCGGCAUUUCUGUAGUGGAUCCAAAGACGCUUAUCAAAGAAGUACGUCCUCGGGAAAAGUUCAACAUUCCCGGCAUGGUACCACCGUCGGUAGCUUUCGAUGAAACUCAUCCAUUGUGGCAUUCGCAACCGGCGUACGUGUUUGGUAACACGAAUCUCUUGUUGGAAGGAGUCCGCCAGGCACAGAACAUAUUGAACACGACGGUUUUUGAUGAACUGCCUAUGAAACUCGAAGAAAAACUCGAAAAAACAAAGCUGACCACCCAACUGGAUCGAUCGAUGCAGCAGGCUGUACUGUCGGCGUUGGUGUUCGAUACGGAACAAGUAAAAACGGCUGUCGUAAAAGUACCAGAACGUCCAGCAUUCAAACUACCUCGCACAUAUGGCAUUUCCGAGGGACGGAGAAACAAAUUAAUUCUAUCGAAGCUACUCACUCAUUGUGAACGUUUCGCUGGCUGGACCGUGAACGCCAACCGAAGAGUUGUCUACGAUACUCGUGUUCUUGUUCCGCUGGUAAAAGCUGAUGAAAAAAUUCUACUGAAUGUAACAACGGAACAAAUGAUCAUAUCACAUGAGCCUUUGGAGCCUCUCGAUACUUCUGUUUACCGACCACUCGACCUGGAAAUUCCCUCUUUGUUUCCAUUGAAAGAAACGGUUUCGCUACCAGUGGAAAACAUUUACGAUUGGAGGAACGAUUAUCCCAUUAGUCGCAAUUAUCAGCUGUCCCAUCCUCACACAGUGCUGAUCCACUGCUCACCGAGCGACGUGAAGAAUAUUACUGAGCUUCCGGUUUCGCGCGACCAGAUCGAAGCUCGAACGAUGAUGAAAGCUUUCGCCGUAGCGGCUGCCCGAGCCCGUCAGCUAUACGGUGACGAUGUAACAGCGUUGCCCCAUCCAGUCACAGUGCAAGCCAUUCAAACGGACAGUAAGACGUUCCACUUUAGUGUGUAUCAGCUGAAUACACUAGAUUUGAGCUCAACUACCGACAGGAAUAUGUGGUUCCGUAAGUCACCGCUCGAUCUUUACACCCAAUGCGGCUACAUCGUUGGCAAGCCUACCCUGGAGAACUACAACAAAGAUGUGCUGCGGUACUUUGCAACAUUCUAUUCAAACUAG
Anopheles nili is the source of this 1233-nucleotide messenger RNA. RefSeq names its product 39S ribosomal protein L37, mitochondrial (gene mRpL37). The transcript has 3 exons. Gene Ontology annotation, molecular function: structural constituent of ribosome. The record is from RefSeq and is a predicted model, not a curated record. Gene Ontology annotation, biological process: translation. The coding region runs from base 1 to 1233 and encodes 410 amino acids. Gene Ontology annotation, cellular component: ribosome; mitochondrion. Lineage: Eukaryota; Metazoa; Arthropoda; Insecta; Diptera; Culicidae.